GAGUUUUUAUUUAUUAGAAAUUCUUUUUUAUAUUUAAAAUAAAGAAAUUUGAUAAAUUAAUUUGUAUAAUUUUUUUUACUUUUAAUGUCAGAUAGAAGAAAAGGUAAGAGAUCUUACAGUCGCUCUAGAUCAAGAUCAAGAUCUAGAUCCAGAAAUAAAAAGCACUCUAAAAAUAGCACGACAGACUAUCACCGCAGCUCUUAAAACAGCAGUAAUACACAUUCUAAUAAUGGAGGUGGAAGUAACAAUAGUAGGAGAAAUACAGAAAGUUCAAGCUAUCAAUCAAGUAGCAAAAACAAUAACUCUUCAAGUGGAAACUCUAGAAACGAUUCUAAUUACUCUUCUAGUAAUUAUUAAGCAAGCAAUUCAAGUAGUAGUAUGAAUAAAGAUUCUAAGAGCUCAAAAGAAAGCAAAGAUAGUAGAGAUCAUAGAGAUAGCAAAGAUAACAGAGAUUACAGAGAUAACAAAGAUAGUAGAGAUUUUAAAGACAAUAGAGAAAAAGAUCACAGAGAUAGUAGAGAUUACAAAGAUCAUAGAAGUAGAAAAGAUUCAAGAGAUAGGGAUAGAGACAGAGAGAGAGAGAAAGAGAGAGAAAACAAGUCAUCUUCAAACAAAGAUGCAAAAAAGCAUUCAUCAUCAUAGAAUAAAAAGGAAAGCAGCUAUUCAAGAUCACGUUCACACUCUCGCCAUCGCUCUUCGAGAUCAUCAUCUUCAUCAGACGAAAAGAAAAAGUAGAAAUCACUUGAAAAACUACAAAGCAGCUCUCAGCAAUGGAACUUUAAAGCAAAGUACGAUGAAUCUAAGUGGUUGAUGAUUGAGAAUAUACCAGACACAAUAGAAAAAAAGGAUAUUGAAGAGAAACUUACUCAAGUCAGUGCAGACUGUGGUACUUCUAUUUAUGAUGAUGUCAGAUUAGUGUAGUAUCUUGGGAGUGCUUACAUUUAAUAUCCUUCAGUGAGUGCAGCUUCUAAGACCUUAUAUCAUCUAAAAGGAAAGGUUAAACUAAGAGAUUAAUUCUAUCCAAUCGAUUUUUACAAUACCACAUCAAGUUCUAAUGGGAGUGGAAGUGGUGGAAAUUAAUCAAAAGCAGCUACUUUGUAUGACAAUAUUUAAGCUGAUUGGAUUUGUGAUAAAUGUGAUUACAAGAAUUUUGCGAAGAGAGUUAAAUGCAAUAAAUGUGAAAAGCCACGUUCUUCUAGCUGUAGAUUAAUUAUGAGUAGUGUUAGUGGUGUCAAACCUUCCCUUGGAUCUAGCUCUGGUGCUUAAGGUGAACUUACUACAUCUUUGAUGAUUAGAGGUAAUGUAGUAUCAACUAUAAGUGAAUCUCAUUUAAUAGAUGCAUUUGAAAAAUAUGCUAAGAUUAAGGAUGUUAGACUAGUAAAAAAUAAGCAAACUCUUUAAUAAAAAGAUUUUGCUUUUGUUGAAUUUUAUACAAUUGAAGAUGCUGAAAUGGUAUUAGCAUAAACAAAUGUUCCUGAAUUCAGAGUAGCUGGUGAGCCUGUAACAGUUUUGAUUAGUAGAAAUAAGAAGGCUGAAGAUACAAGUGCAUCUUAUCCUAUGGUAGCUGCAACUACUUAUGAUUAUCACUAAUAAUAAUAUGGAGCUCAAUAUGAUUAUAGCUAAUACUACUAAUAAAUGUAUUCUUAAUAUGGAUAGUAACCAGCCUAUAUUGAUUAUGACGCAGUAGGGUACACAGCUUAUGAUUAAUAGCAACAAUAGCUUCAGUAAGUUUAUUAAUAAUAAUAAGAACAGAUACUACCAGCUUCACCAUAUAAGUAAGUAUAACAAUCAUAAUUAUAAGCUUCCAUACCUAACUAAAUUCAGUUAAAUACUGUUUAGUAGUAAUUGCCAUAAUAGCAAGUUGCACCUUAGAUGUAAUUUGACGUCACUUAUGAAACUUUUGAUUAGUCUGAUUUGAUAAAGUAAGCUCUUGAAAAUGUUAAGAAUCACUCUCUAUCUUUAUAACAACAAAAAGAAGAAGAAAAAUAGAAGCAAGAAUCUUUAAGAAUUUAACAACAUUAAGAAGAAUAGAAAAAAAAGGAGUAAGCUGAAAAAAAUAUCUAAGCAUAAAAGACUAUGGAGGAUCAAAUAAAACUUUUAGAAGAGUAGAAAAAGGCUUUGAAAAAAUCAGAAGAUGAAAAUAAAAUGAAAGAAGUUCAAAAUAAGAUAAAAGAAAAGCAGGAUGAGCAGUAAAGACAAAAGUAAAGAUUAGAAAAAUUAAAAGAAGUGUCAUAAAAAGACGAGGUGAGCAUAGAAAAAUAAUAAGAUUCUUAAAAGAGUGGUGAAGAUAAUAAAAUGAAUUUUAUAUAAUUUGAAACAAAUGCCUUUUCAACAUCCUCUAUGCCCUUAAAAACAAUAGACAUUUAGCUAAAUGGUUUAAACAGCUCAUCUUAAAAAUAAAAAGAAAAAAUUUACAUAUGUUCGAUUUGUAAAAGUAAGUUUGAAUCAGAAAAGGCUGUAAAUAUUCACAACACUCAUUCUAAAUUGCACAAAGAAAAUUUGAAACUUUAUGGUUUAAUUUGA
Messenger RNA from Tetrahymena thermophila SB210, 2523 nucleotides. Its product is annotated as RNA-binding motif protein. Lineage: Eukaryota; Ciliophora; Oligohymenophorea; Hymenostomatida; Tetrahymenidae. The transcript has 5 exons. Gene Ontology annotation, biological process: mRNA splicing, via spliceosome. Gene Ontology annotation, cellular component: nucleus. The record is from RefSeq and is a predicted model, not a curated record. Gene Ontology annotation, molecular function: RNA binding.